AUGGAAAAUUGUCGCAAAAGAUGCUCAAGUGCCGGAACUAAUUUAACCAGAGACUACCCAAAGCCUAAAAAAAUCCCCAAAAAUAAGCGCACAAACAAUAUCGCUCAGCUUAAAAAUAUGAUAGAGCAAGUAAAUUUUAUUUAGUAUGAUUUAAAAGUCAAAAUCCUUGAAAAAAAUCGAAGAACUUAUGAAAAAUCUCAGCGGUCUUCAAGUGUAAAAAGCGCUUCUCAAGGAGUUAUAGCUAAAUUAGAUAAGGCUACAAGCCCUGAUAUAAUGGACAAAGUUACCCUUAAUACUCUUCCAAGCCCAAGUUUCCAUACAGAGACCAAAAAAAUAAUCUCUCAAAUUAAAUACUCAGGAUCUUCCAGCUCAUCUGAGCAUAGUUUUGCUUGCACCCUAGAGUCAAAAGAUUUAUCAGAAAGCUUCGAAACUUUUGGAAAAUUGGGGAAAGAAACUUUUGAAUCUUCUUAUGCAAAAGAUGAAGAAGACACAAGAAUUAAGCAAGCUAUUCAGCGUUGCAGCCCUGAAAAACAUUAUAAAAAGCCUAGCACUGAUACAUGCUGAAAUUCCAGGCUACUGCAAAACUCAAAACUUACUGAAAUCUUGCAGGAGUCAUAUCAAAUUCCUUAUGAAGCCUCUUCUAUAAAAGAGAUACAAAAUUGGUCAUUAAUUUCUGAUAAAGAAAAUGUAAUUGUUGACUCUGCUGUACCAAGUAAAGAAAUUGAGUAUCUUAAGCAGGAAAAUUUUAUAUUAUUUGCCUAUAAAUAUUAUGCUAUCGUAAUUUUAUCUAUCUAUUUAUAAGCUUUUCAAGAUAUUCAUAUAAAGCAGGCAUAAAAUACAAAAAAAUGCUAGAUUCCUUGCAAUCAUCUUUUAAAGAAUCAUUAGAAACCCAGAAAUCGCAAUAUGAAAAAGAAAUUUCCUCUCUCAAAGAAGCAAUUAUUUCCCUCGAAAACCAGCUUAAAACUAAAGAAGAAAUGUCUGUUGACCAAAUUAAAGUAGACUUUGAGCUAGAAAAAGAAAAAGAAAUCGAGAAACUCAUAGAAAGUUAUGAAAAUGAAAAAGAAGAGCUCCAAGAAAAAUUCCAAAAACACCUAGAACUUGAGCUGUUGAACCAAAAAGAAAAUUUAACAGCAGAAUUCAGAGAAAACAUAGAAAACGCUCGAGCUUUUAUGUUACAAGACCACGAAAAAGAGUACACAAAUCUAAGAGAGCAGCUCAUGUACAGACUUCAAGCCAAUGAAUCUAGAGUAAAGCAAAAAAUAAUAAAAGAAAUCGAAAAAAAAUACAAGCAAGAAGCCAUUGAAAAAGAACAAGAGCAUGAGUUGAAAAUAAAAACGUCCUCAGCUGCUAUUAAGUCAGAAUUUGAAAGGAAAAUUAAGGUUUUAAAAGAAGAAAACAUGGCGCUAAGAAAAGAUGUGGAGUCACUUGAGAGCCAGAUUGAAGAAAACAGAUCAAGGGAACAGUUUAAGUAUGGAGUUGGGAACUCUGAAACUUCAUCUGCUGGGCAUACGAUGGAUUCUGAUAAGAUUUAUUAUGAUUUGCUAGAAAUUAACCAAAAGCUGAAAAAUGAAAAUACUAGUCUUCAUAAUACGAUGCAUAAUAAUCACUUGCUAUGUGGAAAGUGCAAGGCGUUUGUGAAAGUUAAUGGAGAUUUUACGAGCAAGCUGACAAGGCUGAGAUCUUAUCUUGAUUCUUAA
Messenger RNA from Blepharisma stoltei, 1697 nucleotides. The record is from the annotation of a GenBank genome assembly. NCBI's taxonomy places the organism in Eukaryota, Ciliophora, Heterotrichea, Heterotrichida, Blepharismidae.